AUGAGGAUGAAUUUCGGGCUGACUGUUCGGUCAGCACAAGGCCGCUGGUCCCUGAACCCCUAUCAUCGGCGCACGCAUGGAUCUAUUGGGUUAUUCGUGCCUCCAAGUCCUCCACUGGACCCAGAGAAGGUUAAAGAAUUGCAGCGCUUCAUCACCCUUUCCAAGAGGGUCCUCGUAAUUACCGGGGCCGGCAUAUCCACAGAGUCGGGGAUCCCAGAUUACCGAUCAGAGGGGGUGGGACUUUAUGCCCGCACGGACCGCAGGCCCAUCCAGCACCGGGACUUUGUGAGGAGUGCGCAGAUUCGCCAACGCUACUGGGCGAGAAACUUUGUGGGCUGGCCGCAGUUCUCCUCCCACCAGCCUAACCCUGCACACUGGGCGCUAAGCUACUGGGAGCGACUGGGAAAGCUGUACUGGCUGGUGACCCAGAAUGUGGACGCCUUGCACACUAAGGCGGGGAGUCGGCGCCUGACGGAGCUCCAUGGAUGCAUGCACAGAGUCCUCUGCUUGACUUGUGGUGAGCAGACUGCCCGUGGACAGCUGCAGGACCGUUUUGAAGGGCUGAACCCCACCUGGAGUGCAGAGGCCCACGGCCUGGCUCCUGAUGGUGAUGUAUUCCUCACAGAGGGGCAGGUUCGAAGCUUCCAGGUCCCGUCCUGUGCCCGGUGUGGAGGUCCUCUGAAACCAGAUGUCGUCUUCUUCGGGGACACAGUGAACCCUGACAAGGUUGACUUUGUGCACAAACGGGUCAAAGAAGCUGACGCCCUCUUGGUGGUGGGAUCGUCUUUGCAGGUGUACUCUGGUUAUAGGUUUAUCCUUACCGCCCAAGAGAAGAAGUUGCCAAUUGCUAUACUGAACAUUGGGCCAACACGGUCAGACCACUUGGCAUGUCUGAAACUGGAUUCUCGCUGUGGAGAAUUGCUGCCUUUGAUAGACCCACACUGA
Chrysochloris asiatica (Cape golden mole) is the source of this 945-nucleotide messenger RNA. It is a transcript of the gene SIRT4, whose product is annotated as sirtuin 4. The coding region runs from base 1 to 945 and encodes 314 amino acids. The record is from RefSeq and is a predicted model, not a curated record. The transcript is spliced from 3 exons. NCBI's taxonomy places the organism in Eukaryota, Metazoa, Chordata, Mammalia, Afrosoricida, Chrysochloridae. Gene Ontology annotation, molecular function: NAD+ binding; NAD-dependent protein lysine deacetylase activity.